UGGGUGUUGGCAAUUGGUAACUUCUAAAAGUCAUGCCGAUGGAUGUUACUGCCAUUUUACAGAUAACGUAGUUCAUGAUUGUCGCUCCGGAUGCCUCAUCUCUGUGCCAUCAGUCGUGCUUGCUCGAUGCAAGACUGGGAGGCAUGGAUGCUGUAAUUGGUUCAUACAUGGAUCAGUAAACUCUGUCAUUCUUGGUUCCACAGUGUUGGGGAUAGAUAGAUGCCAGUCAUAGAGGAAGGAGAAAAAGUUGAUCCCAGUUCGGACAAGGUGAUUCAUCCAUUUGGGUGUCCCAGAACUCAGUGCCCAGCUUGAAUUCAGCUCUCGCUGAGGUUCUUUUUUAUUCUUUUAUGUGGGUAUCCUUGAAACUUCAUCCCAGGCUUGAGCUUUAGUCCACGCAUCGAGGAAAAGCCUCUCCCGGAUUUUCAGGAUUUGCUUAUGUAGCUACCUUUAUCUAUUCGCUAGCUGGGUUUUUCAUGGUUUUCUGAUUCGAGGGGCAAGAUGGAGGUGGUGGAAAGUAGUGAGCAAGGUGUGAGGUUGGUGCAGUCGGAAACGAGGUGGGUCGAUGGUAGUGAGAUAGACUCGGAAUCCUCAAAAUGGUCAGCGGAAGAUGCCACCAUGAGGGACAGCGAGCUUGGCGGUGUCAGGAGGAGGUUGACAAAGAAGCCCAAGAGAAUUGAUUCAUUUGAUGUUGAGGCCAUGGGAAUCACCUCCUACAAUGCUCACCAUAAGAAGGAUCCCUCCUAUUGGCAUCUCAUUACGUUGGCAUUCCAAACGCUUGGUGUGGUAUAUGGUGAUAUGGGAACAAGCCCUUUGUAUGUCUUCAGCGAUGUCUUCAGUAAAGUACCGAUAAAGUCUGAAAUUGAUGUUCUAGGAGCAUUGUCUCUAGUGAUGUACACAAUUGCAAUAAUUCCUUUUGCAAAAUAUGUUUUCAUAGUUCUCAAAGCUAAUGACAACGGUGAAGGAGGCACUUUUGCAUUAUAUUCAUUGAUUUGCAGAUAUGCUAAAGUCAGUAGGCUUCCUAAUCGGCAGCCUGCAGAUGAACGUAUCUCCAGUUAUAAACUUAAGGUACCGACUCCUGAGAUGGAAAGAGCAUUGAAUAUAAAAGAGAGUUUAGAAAAAACAUCCUCCUUGAAGACUGCUUUAUUGUUGCUAGUGCUGAUGGGAACUUCCAUGAUUAUUGGGGAUGGCAUUCUGACUCCAGCAAUGUCAGUGAUGUCUGCUGUGGGUGGCCUGCAAGGUGCAGUUAAUGGCUUUGGUAAAGACGCCGUUGUGGUUGUUUCAAUUAUAAUACUCAUUGCCUUGUUCAGCAUACAAAGAUUUGGUACAAGCAAAGUGGCUUUCUUGUUUGCACCGGCAUUAGCGAUAUGGUUCUUUUAUCUGGGAUCAGCUGGACUCUACAACAUAUGCAAAUACAAUAUUGCCGUCGUUAAGGCAUUUAAUCCAUGUUACAUCUAUUAUUUCUUCAAAAGAAACAGCAGACAGGCAUGGUCAGCUCUUGGAGGCUGUGUAUUGUGCAUAACAGGUGCUGAAGCAAUGUUUGCAGACCUUGGCCACUUCUCUGUUGCUUCCAUACAGAUCGCCUUCACAUUUGUUGUGUUUCCCUGCCUUCUUUUGGCUUACAUGGGCCAAGCUGCAUAUUUAAUAGAAAACCCUACUUCAGUUGGAAGAAUAUUCUAUGAUUCUGUCCCAAAUGGUCUAUUCUGGCCAGUUUUUGUGAUAGCGACACUUGCUGCGGUAAUUGCAAGCCAGGCCAUGAUAUCAGCCACCUUUUCAUGUAUCAAACAGGCCAUGGCUCUAGGGUGUUUCCCAAGGCUGAAGAUUGUUCAUACUUCCAAGAGAUACAUGGGCCAGAUAUACAUUCCAGUAAUCAACUGGUUCCUGAUGAUUAUGUGCAUUGUUGUGGUUGCCACAUUCAGGAGUACAAAUGACAUAGCUAAUGCAUAUGGCAUUGCUGAGGUUAUCGUGAUGAUGGUUAGCACCACAUUAGUAACGGUGGUGAUGCUUCUAAUAUGGCAGAAAAAUCUGUUUCUGGCCUUAUUCUUUCCCAUUGUGUUUGGCUCGGUGGAGCUCAUCUACUUAUCUGCAGUAUUGAGCAAGAUCAAGGAGGGUGGUUGGCUACCUCUUGCAUUUGCAACUUGUUUCCUCUGUGUGAUGUUCAUUUGGAACUACGGAAGUGUGCUCAAGUAUGAAAGUGAGGUCAGGGAGAAGAUAUCAAUGGAGUUUUUGCUAGAUCUUGGCUCUACUCUUGGAACCGUUAGAGUUCCAGGAAUUGGAUUAGUGUACAAUGAGCUUGUCCAAGGUGUUCCUUCAAUUUUUGGGCAGUUUCUACUCAACCUUCCAGCUAUACACUCAACAAUUGUGUUUGUCUGCAUCAAGUAUGUACCUGUACCAGUUGUUCCUCAAGAGGAAAGGUUUCUUUUCAAAAGGGUUUGCCCAAAGGAUUACCACAUGUUUCGUUGCAUAGCAAGAUAUGGGUAUAAAGAUGUAAGGAAAGAGGAUCAUAACUCAUUUGAACAGCUUCUGAUAGAGAGCCUUGAGAAGUUUCUGAGGAAGGAGGCUUAUGAGCUGGCGCUUGAGUUUGGUGCGUCUGACUUGGAUUUUGAAAGCGAAACAGUUGUGUCAAGGAGCCGUGAAGCUCCCAGUGCGGUUGGAGAGCUUCAAAUCCCUCUAAUGGCAGAUCAAAGAGGAGGGGAGCUUGGAAUUGUGCCAUCUGAGUCGUCUUCUGAGAAUGCCAAUGGGUCAGCACUACCGACUGCUAGCAUGCCAUCAUCAGACGAGGAUCCAGCUCUGGAGUAUGAGCUUUCAGCUUUGAGGGAAGCCACGGACUCUGGGGUCACGUAUCUGCUGGCUCACGGAGAUGUCAGGGCAAGAAAGGACUCGUUGUUUGUCAAGAAACUGGUUAUCAACUACUUGUAUGCCUUCUUGAGAAAUAACUGCAGGGCUGGUGCAGCGAAUCUGAGUGUGCCACACAUGAACAUCAUAGAGGUGGCGAUGACAUACAUGGUUUGAGGUUUCAGUUGGUACAGCUCCGUUCUGCGAACAAAAUUACUAGUUACUGCAUUAGGUCUAUGUCCGUACAAGUGUAAAUCUGAUUUUUAUUUGUUAAGGCCAUAUUUGAUUCGUCAAAAGAUCCGGACAAUUAGGACAUUGAAAGAAAAAAAGGAAAUACAUAUGUUUGUGUAUAUAUAUAGAUAUAUUCAUGGCUAUUUAAGAUAUAUAAUUGGAAAUGUA
This is a messenger RNA of Nymphaea colorata (pocket water lily), 3231 nucleotides long. Its product is annotated as putative potassium transporter 12. Lineage: Eukaryota; Viridiplantae; Streptophyta; Magnoliopsida; Nymphaeales; Nymphaeaceae. Gene Ontology annotation, cellular component: membrane. The record is from RefSeq and is a predicted model, not a curated record. The coding region runs from base 499 to 3009 and encodes 836 amino acids. The transcript is spliced from 10 exons. Gene Ontology annotation, biological process: potassium ion transmembrane transport. Gene Ontology annotation, molecular function: potassium ion transmembrane transporter activity.